CGUUUGUUCAUCUCCUCAUUCUCGACACUCCCAAUUGACACUGAACACUAAGAUUCAGUGAGAGAAUUUGAUAAAAAAAAUGUCCGCACCACGUCUCAUCACCCGUUUCCUCCGCCCUUCGACGGCAACGACCAACCUCCCCUUCACACGCACCUUCACCACCACAACCUUCCGCAACAGCGACCAUGAAAACGACAAAAGGCUACGCCCCGACACAUCGCUCGCCCCCGAGCAUCGCAGAAACCAAACCUCUAAGCCCCCUAAUCAAGCUAUUCCCAACACCACCUCCACCAUGACUGGCGACUACCCGAAGGUCGGCGCGAAGAGCGCACCCCCGGAGAUGCUGAGCUCGGUCGAUCCGAACUACAGACCUGCGGAUCCGUAUCCGGGACGGGUUGAGCAUUUCACGGGUGGACGCCAGGAGUCUGGGGCGCAGAAGCCGGAAUUGGGGGUUGGAGAGAUGGAAGGGAUUACGUUCAAGGUUGAGCCGUUAAAGAGGAAGGGCGAGGAUUCGGCGACGAGGAGGGCUAGGUUGUUGUAUCAGAGCCGCAAACGUGGAAUUCUUGAAUCCGACCUCUUGCUUUCUACUUUUGCUGACGUCUAUCUCCCCGAGAUGACAGCCCAGCAACUUGAGGAGUACGAUCGCUUCCUCGAUGAAAAUGAUUGGGAUAUCUAUUACUGGGCCACACAGGACCCACCUGCCGAGUCUGCAGCCACUGAUGGCCAACUCGCGGAACAGCAGACGCAUACCCAAGACACCGUGACGGAGACCUGGAAGCGUACGGGAGCCAAGAGCGGCGAGUGGGCGCAGACACAUGGCGCCUUCAGGGCUGCGUAUCGGCCUGUUCCGUCGCGAUGGGCCGAGUCGGAGGUCUUGCGAUUGCUCAGGCAGCAUGUGAGAGAUAAGAGUGCAAAAGGGUUUGAGUCUGCGAAGAACAAGAAGACUGCUGGUGGAGGUUUGGGAAGGAUGCCGAAUAUCAAGGUGUUUUCUUGAUCUACGAGUCUUUGCCAGAGAUGCUCUUAAGAGGUAAUCGGUACAUUGGGAGCGCUUGUAAGACUGACAUUCGAUACUAUUUAUGUAUGAUUGUAUAGUAGUUCUCCGUCAUUAAAUAUUAUUGUAUUAUUUAUCGUUCAGCA
Aspergillus ruber CBS 135680 is the source of this 1137-nucleotide messenger RNA. Its product is annotated as succinate dehydrogenase assembly factor 2. Bases 80 to 994 code for a protein of 304 amino acids. Gene Ontology annotation, biological process: protein-FAD linkage; tricarboxylic acid cycle; mitochondrial respiratory chain complex II assembly. The record is from RefSeq and is a predicted model, not a curated record. The transcript is spliced from 2 exons. Gene Ontology annotation, cellular component: mitochondrion. Lineage: Eukaryota; Fungi; Ascomycota; Eurotiomycetes; Eurotiales; Aspergillaceae.